Dalotia coriaria is the source of this 2041-nucleotide messenger RNA. It is a transcript of the gene Spec2, whose product is annotated as CDC42 small effector protein Spec2. The transcript is spliced from 3 exons. Bases 471 to 710 code for a protein of 79 amino acids. Gene Ontology annotation, cellular component: plasma membrane. Lineage: Eukaryota; Metazoa; Arthropoda; Insecta; Coleoptera; Staphylinidae. The record is from RefSeq and is a predicted model, not a curated record. Gene Ontology annotation, biological process: regulation of Rho protein signal transduction. Gene Ontology annotation, molecular function: small GTPase binding.
AAAGUAUCUACCAGAUUGACACAAGACGCAACGUCUCCCAACUUAUUUUUGCCUCAUUGGUAUUCUGUGACAUUCACAUUCACGUUUGCACUUUUGUACACAACAUAUUUGCAUAUUCUCUGCGGUCUACCCGAGUUUUACAUUUUUAUUUUGCGCGGCUGCUCAUCCAGCGGCGUAACAAAACAAACAAAGCAAUAUAAACGGCGGCGAACGUUCGCGGUGCCAAACGUGCCAAAUAUAACAGUUUUUGCACUAAGAAAAGAGUGCUCUGCUGGACUCGCUCAAGAUUUGGGACUGACGGUGACAGUACGUGUGCCAAACAUGGACCUGCAUACGUACGCGACGUGAAUUCCGCACGACGGCGAAUUUCGACGGUGUGAGCUUCAUUGAAGAUGCUUUAGUGGCUAUGUGCGCGUGGAGCGAACGUGGUAUCGUCGGCAAAUUGCAGGAAUCGCAGUGUUAACGGAAAGAUGACUGCCGUGAGUGAAAUUUGGGUCUCCUGGUUCGGCUGCUGCGUGCCUCAACCUCGCAAGCACCGGAUACGCAUCGAUAGGGCAACCAUCGGUGCCCCGACCAACUUCCAGCACACUGCACACAUUGGCAGCCGGGACGUGGAGAUGCCCAAUGAUCAACUCACCGCUCUGCAAAUGCAAAUGCGGAGUAAAGGUGGUUAUCAAGGUUCAUACAAAAAUACGGAUUGGUGCAACUAAACUAUGCGAAGACCCUUGAGUCUUCAUCGGAAACGCUCAUGUUAACAUGCAAUACCUAAGUAUUAUUUUAUUCUAUAACGCUGCUGGUGAUUAUUACGAUUAAUUAUUUAUAUUUACUGUGAAGCGACUUUUGCUCCCGUUCUGUUUUGCGAGUGAGUCGAAGCUGUUUAUUUUUGAUUUCUAUCGCGGAUAUUUCUCGGUUUCCUUUGCAUCUAGCUCAAUUAUUAUUGAUGAUUUCUUUGUUAUCAGGGAUGUUUUGUUAUUUUUUAAGUCUCAUCGGUGUAUUUUCACGAUCGAUGGUCGUUUAAAUUUCGUUUUCCACUCGUUUAACUAGAAAAUUCGCAUAAUUGUUAUGUAUAUACUGCUUUUCCUCGCGUUUAUGGAGCUUCUUUUUUACGUUGAGACACUAAUCCUAUGCUAAUCAUUGAGAUUAAUGUGUGAUCAUACUGAUUAUUAAUCCAUACUAUGCGUUAUCUUCGUGUAUAUAUUAUUUUGUGUCAUAUUUUUUGUAUUUAUAACUAUUAUUUCAUAGCGACGCUGAAAUUGAGCAAAACUAGACGGAUUAUUGUGCACAUGCAUGUUUGCAAUUAUUUAAACUUAAAACCGAACUUAGCAUUUGAUAUUUAAUAAGAUUAUAAUCAUAUUAUGUACCACUGGGCAACUGAACUGAUGGAAAACAAAUCCGAACUGAAUUUACAAAUUUUUACAAAGUUUAACAAAUCGAGCCAACAAACAAUGCGAUGUGUUCCGUUUUGAAACGCAUCGAAUUCCUAAAUCUUCCGUGCAUUUUGUAGCGUUUUAAUGAUAUGACUGAUGCGCGUCUAGGCAAACACUCGAAACGUCUCACUUCGUAUUUACAGUAAUGAAACUAAAUAGAAAAUGUGAUAUAUGUCAUCAAUUCAAGACGAGUCUAAACAAAUGUAAUCAAAACAAUAUUGAUACGUUGUAACUGACUGCUAUAACAUGAAACUCGCCGUAUACAACACUCUACAAGCAAAUUGUUCAAUCGCAAUCCGAACCACAUGCUGAUAAAAACCGCACGCCUUAUACAAUUUAAACUGAUACAGAUUGCAUGAUUGUUAUCAACAAUUUGAAAGUGUUAUUGCAGCACUUAGGACAUAUUUGUAGUUACAGACUUAGAUGAAACUGUUAGUAGCCUCAACCACUGUUUGCACCCUUCUCAUGAACUGUUACUUAUAUAAAUAUGUAUUUUUGCACGGUCAUUGAAAUUAUGACUCAAACUGGGAAGAAAAUAGUUUCAAUUUGAAUGAACUAUUACAUUUGCACAUGCAACAUGUAGAUUAUAAAAUAAAACAACGGUACUUAUAGUA